Symbiodinium sp. CCMP2456 is the source of this 1023-nucleotide messenger RNA. The record is from the annotation of a GenBank genome assembly. NCBI's taxonomy places the organism in Eukaryota, Dinophyceae, Suessiales, Symbiodiniaceae.
GGCAAUCUUUGCUCAAGCAACCUCCAAGAAACAAGUCCCGCUUGCGACUUGCCUUCUGUAGCUCACUGCAGCUUUGCGCCUGUGCCGCGCUUCCAUUCACAAAAAAACACCUGCAACGUUCUAGUUGCAGCACUACUACAUAUCAGGUCAGAAAUGACUUCUACGACAAACUCCGGCUCCUUGAUGUACGACAUCCUUGAGGUGCUGCAUCCGCUGGCGUCCGAGUUCGUGAUGUUCGCGUUGGCCGCCAUCAUCUACCUUCUCUCCACACGGGCUUUCAUGGUGCCAGACAAGCGCAAGAAGAAAGCAGGAGCCAUCGAGAAGGUCGCCGAGGUGGAGGAAUCUUCUCGGAAGGGCCGUGAACCUCGCAAGCUCUGGAAGAAGGAGAUGGAGGAGACGUCUCACGUUUAUCACUCCAUCUUGCAACAUGCUAAGAACGGUGACGCCCCGCAAGCGCUGUCGGCGCUGGCAGCCCUGGAGGCACCAGCCAAGGCUUCUUUGCCCCAGUCGGUGGCAACGAAGGUUCUUUUGACAUUGGCCAGGUCGUCGGACUUGUGCGAGAACCUCAUGCACAAGUUUAUGGACCUGUCUGCUUUCUUCGAUGUGCGCGUCUUCGAGGCUGCUGCUGCGGAGGCUUCCCGUUGGCGCAGUAUCCAGGCUUGCCGACAGCUCUUCCAUCUUGCAGGUGUGGCGUCGAUCCACAAGACGGAGAAGCUGCUGGUGCUCUUGGUUCGAGGUCACUCCAACGACCAGGAGGCCAUGCACGCCCUGCUCCAGGAGAUCCUGGCUCAGUCAGGAACGACCCUGGCACGCUCCACGUUGGAGGCGCUCGCAGCGCAGUGCUCUGCUGCGAGCAAUCGCAAGUCGGCCAAGCUGUUGCAGGAGCAGCUUGAUGCGACAGGGUCCGGCCACGACGCCGGCCGGCAGGCGCGCAUGAUCAGCAACUACGGCAAAGAAGGGAACCUCGCUGCUGCGCUCGACAUCUUCGAAAAGUUAAAGGAGUGCGGCGGAUUGACGGUUCUU